This is a messenger RNA of Microtus ochrogaster (prairie vole), 441 nucleotides long. RefSeq names its product interleukin 9 (gene Il9). Lineage: Eukaryota; Metazoa; Chordata; Mammalia; Rodentia; Cricetidae. Gene Ontology annotation, molecular function: cytokine activity; interleukin-9 receptor binding. The record is from RefSeq and is a predicted model, not a curated record.
AUGUUCGUGGCCUCCAUCCUUGCCUCUGCCCUGCUCUUCAGUGCUGUGGGCUCUGGGCUGCACUGGAAAUGCAGUACAAUCUUUGGGAUCAAAGACACCGAGUCACUUAUCCAGAAUCUGAAGGAUGACCCUGCCUCAAAAUGCAGCUGCAACACCAACGUGACCAGCUGCUUGUGUCUUCCCAUCCCAUCGGAUGAUUGUACCACACCGUGCUUCCUGGAGGGAGUGUCACAGGUGACCAAUGCCACACAGAAGACAAAUCUCUCAGUUUUUUCCAUUCGGUUGAAAAAGACAGUUGAAAGCCUAAAGAGCAACAAGUGUCCGUUUUUCUCCUGCGAAAAUCCAUGCAACCAGACCACAGCAGGCAACACGCUGUCAUUUUUGAAGAGUCUCCAGGCGACGUUCCAGAAGGCAGGGGUGCUAAGGCGGAAACAAGCGUGA